UGAUUGUUCACUGAAGAGGUGGGCUGGACAAACACUCUCUGUAUCUUGUAUAGGGCCAUCACCAUAGAGACUUGCUAGGGCUUUACUUUGAACAGCCCUGCAUGCUUAAUAAGGAAGCCAAUUGCAAAGUAUUGAGUGUGUAAAGCACUGAAGCAGAGAAAAGGAUAAUAAACAACCAUAUCCAAGGAUACAAAAGGAAAACUCAUUUCGGAGCUCUUGUGGAUAUGGCCAUGUUAAGAGGCGAUAGAAGUAGCCUCUCACCUUUGGGACACAGGAGUGACCCGGGAUGGGUGGCUGACCUGGGCCGUGGAUCUUCACAGAACGCCCUUAGAUCUUCAAGUCCCAUUGCUUUCUCAGAUCUUGACUUUUGGGACAACAAGAUGUCUUCAGCAUGGAGUUGCAUAGGAUUAUCUGGAUCAAAUCACCGCUCGGAAAUCAGCAGCAGCCAGUAUGGACAGGAAAGUAGGGGAUCGCUGGGCAUGCAGAGAUGGUCAUCUGGAUCUCGUCUGGCUCCAGAAGGUGCUCCACGAUCACACUCUACUACAGAAGAUUUUAAGCUCAAAGCUGAUCUUGAAAAAAGCUGUUUAAGACGAGCAGAGCUCAUCCAGAAACUGCGAGAGACCAAAAGUCACCUGGAAGCUCAGACAGACCUUCUAAAAACCAAAGAGACACAGCUUCAACAAAGCCACAACAUCUCACACUUUCUGGAACUAAAGCAUAAGCAGCUGUCUGAAACAGUGAGUGUUCUUCAACAAGACAGAAAAGCAGCAGACGAGAGCCGCUUUGAAGAGAGUCGCAGACGAACAGAAUUACAGGACAAGGUCAUGCAGCUAGAGUUGGAGAUUUUAAAGAUGAGAUCCAACCUGGAAAGAAGGACUUCACCCACAUCAACAAAUCCAAAACCCCCACUCACCAACACUUUACCUAUUACAAAAGAUGAAAUCCUUAGAGAGGGACAGAAGCAGACUGAGAAAGAGAUGAAUAAGCUCAGGGAAGCUCUCAGAAAGACUGAAGACAGAGCAGAUGAGCUUGAAUAUGAAAAAAAUGAUGCAUUAAGACGGCUUCAGUCUUUUAAGGAGGGAAAUCAAGAAGCCAUGAACCAAAAAGAGGAGCUGAACCAAAGACUGAACCAGUCUGUCCAGGUCCAAGCAGAACUAGAAGACCAGUUAAAAGAGUCUUGCAACCACCUGGAACAAAUAGAGCUGGAAAGAGACAUGUUAUCCUCUAAGACACGAAGGCUGGAGGAUAGUCAAAAUGAUCUAAAGGCCAAACUAACUCGAGCUUUAAUGGACAAAGACCGCCUUGUACAGGAAAAGGCUGAACUCCAUCAGAAGGUCCAGGCUUUGGAGCUGCAAUUGCAGAGGGAGCAGAGAGGGAAGCAGAGCUUCAAUGAGCAAGUGUGUGAGCUCCAUACUGAACUGUCUCAAGCUAAAAACCAGGCCAACCGAGAGAAGAAAGACAACAUAUUCAUGAAAGAGGAGAUGCUGUCCAUCAAAGAGCUGAAUGAAAAGCUUUCGUCCGAUCUGACCAAGGCUACAGAGAGGCUACAGGUAACCUUAAACCAACAACAUGAACUGGAAGCAGACAAACUCAUCCGGAUCAAUCAGAUCGCAGCGUUGGAGACUGAGCGCUUGAAGCUCCUCGGAGAAAAGGAGGAACUCAGGAAAAAUGUUAAUGAUGGAGUUCAGGAUGAGAUUAGAGAGCUGAAGGAGAGAUGCUGCCAACACAGGGAACUGCAGGACAAUCUAAAGCAGGAGAAUCAGAAUCUGCAGGUAAAAUGUCAAGACCUGGUGAAAGAAAUGCAAAUUAUGGAGGCGGAGUGUAAGCGCAAGGAGGAGGAGCUACAUCGUGCAAAGGUGGGGUUUGAACAGAAGAAGGAGGAGUUGAGGAAAGUGUCAGCUCACUGGAAUGAGAGGUGGCUGGAUGUGUCGUUGAUGUUAUGCUCCACACAGGAAGAACUUGAAGAGGUCAAGAAACAAAAGCAAGAGAAUAAUGAAGAUUCUUCUGAAGAGCUGGAUAGAGAGGUGAAGGAGAAGCCGAGGAAGGUGAAGAUUAAAGACACCCAGCUGGUGGAGCAUCAACUGGAGUUGCAGUCUGCUCGCGGUCAGGUCUCACAGCAGAUCGGUGAGAUGCAGAGACUGGAGCAGCUACUGGAAGAGACAGAUCACAAACUUAGACAAAAAGAGCAAGAUCUGAAGAAUCUUGAGAUACAGAGAGAAACAGAAAAAGCAGAGGCUCAGAUCAAGAUAUUAAGCCUCGAGCAGAAGCUUCUUAAAGAUAAAGAUCUGCACUCAGAAGCAGAAGUGGUCAGCAAUAAACACAACCCUGAAGACUUUGAAUCUCUGAAGGCUUUGUUAGAAGAAGACAGAGAGACCACAGAGAAGCUGACGGAGGAGAGAAAUCAUGCUUUACAACAACUGCAUGAUCUUGAUCGUUUCCAACAGUCAAAAGCAGUAAAAGAAUCCCCAACAGAUACCAAAAAACAGAAAGCUGCUGGUUUGGACCUUGUAGAUCCUAAUGAACAGAGGAGACUGGUUACUGAGCAGCUCAAAAAUCUGUUCAAAGAGAGAGAGCAACGUGGAGAGAGGUUUCCAGUGUUGCCUAAAAGAUCUGGCUUGCUUGAAAAUGGAGUCCAAAAUCCUGAAAGCAUUAAGCACCCCCUUGUGGCCCCAGCAGGGUCCCUGGCCUCAGGUCUGAAAACCAACAAGGGGGCACCAAAGACGUCCACUAAAACUUUUGCUGAUCAUAGGGCAUCAAAGAUGGCUGAUGGAGAAGAGCGCACAAAUGCACAAAUGUCAGCGGUGAGAGGGGAAAUGGAAAAUCGAAAAGAGAGAGAUGAAAAUGUCCUUAAAGUAAUAUCUCCUCACCAGAUUGAGACGUUGAAAGCGAGAUCACAGCCGAGAGAUGAUGCAACAUUAGUCACUGUACCCCACCUACAAAACAUGGUAAAAGGAACGAUCCAACAAGAAAAAUCCCAAUUGGGCUGUAAGGAUGGGACAUUUUUUGCACGACAGAUUGAGAUUUGUAACUCUGAUGUGGAGCAUACAGAAGAGUCCAAUUCAGGAGAGGAGACGGUGGACACACCGCUUCUGGAAUACUAAUAACACAAUGUGAAUGUUAAUCACACACAAGUUUGCUUUCAUUACAAUCGAUACAGUACAGCUAACCUAAAUGGCGAUAACUAACUUUAAUAAGUUGCCAGAUUUUUAGUUUGGCAAAAAUUUGUCAAUGCUCAAACCGAGUAACUUACUAUACAAUUAGGCCUAGCAGUUUUUACAUUUUCAUCACUCUUCCCAUGUAGUCUGUUUUUAAUAAAAGUUUAAUAAAGAGAUAUUUUCAGAUAUUUUUUAAAUUAAAUGAUACAUAAAGUUGUAUUUAAUUGAUUUAUUACCAUAAUGAAAAUAUUCUGAAAGAUUAAUUGUAAAACAAUCAGUAUUCAUUUACAUGCUGUUCAUCUGAGUGAAUUAUAUAAUAAUUAUUUUACCUUUUGGGGGGGACUUGACUGUUUAAAGCAGGUUACCACAAUACUGUACUAAGGGUUACCACAGGUCAUUGAAAUCCUUGAAAGUUUGUGAAUUUGGGUAAAAAAAUUCAAGGCCCUGGGAAGUUUUUGAAUAUAUAGACACAUAGAUACAGGUCAUUGAAAGUGCUUGAAUCUAUAUUAUUUAAAAAAUCCAUAUUUCCUGUGUAGUGUAGAAUAAUAUCAUAAAAAUUUUAGACUUUUUAAGCACACAUGCUUAACUGUUCGCUUUAAAUGCUUAUAUCUUCUGUAUGCAAAUGUUGAUUCAUACCAAAAUGCUUUUUUGCAUAGUUGUGUUUGACACAUGAAAACGUCUCGGGUUACGUAUGUAACUGUUGUUCCCUGAGAAGGGAACGAGAUGCUGCGUCUCUCGUGCCAUACUUCCUGUAACGCCGUCUUUGGCAAUAUUUCAGAUAGCAAUAUACUUCCUGGCUCCCGCGUCACCCUGUCUUUGUCGUCAAGCCUAACUAUUGGUUGAAUUUGAUAUACACGUUCAGACGCACUUACCCCUGGAGGCGUCCCCAAAGUGUCACCGCAGUGACGCAGCGCGAGUUCCCUCUAAAGGGAACUUUAACAAUGUAUCUAACACGAUGUAACCAUGCUCUCACUUGAAAUGUGUCAACACAUUUAGUCCUUGAAUUUUUGGACCUGGAAAGUCCUUGUAAAGGUCCUUGAAUUUGAAGUUAACCAAGGUGUGGGAACCCUGUGUAAUGUACACUCUCCAAAAAACAUCAUAAAACAUCUGUCACUGUGAUGGUACCCUUUCAUAAAGUACACUUUUGUACCUAAGGGUGCAUAUUAGUACCUCAAAGGUUAUUAGUACCUGCACUUAAAUUAUACAUAUUAGGACUUUUUGUCUCAGUGACAGCUUUUCUAACUUUAUUUCUGAGAUGUAUUUAUAGGCAUGUACUAAAAAACUAUUUACUUACAUAAUUUUGUUUGGGUAUUAC
Messenger RNA from Misgurnus anguillicaudatus (oriental weatherfish), 4470 nucleotides. NCBI's taxonomy places the organism in Eukaryota, Metazoa, Chordata, Actinopteri, Cypriniformes, Cobitidae. The record is from RefSeq and is a predicted model, not a curated record.